Molecule: messenger RNA, 924 nt
Organism: Prunus armeniaca (apricot)
Lineage: Eukaryota; Viridiplantae; Streptophyta; Magnoliopsida; Rosales; Rosaceae
Source: the annotation of a GenBank genome assembly
AUGGGUCUUCUCAACUCAGCUUCGGUUGUUGUUUCUGUUCUUGUUUGUCAACUAUUUGCCUUGAAUUUGGGUGAUCUUGUAAGCACUGUCUCAGAGAAGUACAUAUCAGCAAUAGGAGACCCAGGAAUGAAGAACCCAAAUAUGAGAGUUGCAUUGGAAGCUUGGAACUUCUGCAAUGAAGUUGGAAUGGAAGCACCCAACAUGGGCAGCCCCAGGCUGGCCGAUUGUGCUGAUAUUGAUUGCUCUCUUACUGAUCAUUUGGAUAGGACCUCCCUAGGUAUGGAAAGUAAGUGUGUGAUUCAUCACAGAGUAAAUGAAUCAGACAACAACUUACGGGCUGGUGAUAAUUUUCCUGUAAGGGAUUUUAAGCCAUACACAGACCCUGACUUAUAUGCAAAGGAAAAGGAACUGUAUCUUGCUUCUCUAUGUGAGGUUCAGAAUUCAUCAGAUCCAUGGCAAUUUUGGAUGGUCAUGCUUAAGAACGGAAAUUUUGACAAAAACACUACUCUUUGUCCUGAAAAUGGCAAGCCGGUAAGCAGAAUUGUUACGGAUAGGAAUUUUCCAUGUUUUGGUCAAGGUUGUAUGAAUCAGCCACUUGUCUACCAUAACUACUCAAGAUUGGUUUCUUAUGGUGACCGAGCAGUGUCUUUAAUUGGAGGAUUUUAUGGAACUUAUGAUCUUGAUGCUGAUUUGAGCAAAGGUAUAGGGAAGAACUCCUACUUUUCAGUCUCAUGGCAGAAAAACUUGGGCACAGGAAGUUGGAUUUUCUCGCAUAGAUUGACAACAUCUUCAAAGUACCCCUGGCUUAUGUUGUAUCUUCGUGCAGAUGCAACAAAAGGACUUAAUGGUGGUUAUCACUAUGAUGGUCGUGGCAUCAUGAGAAAGGUCAGUUCCGCAGCUUUAAUUCUUACUCACGGGCACUAG